UACCUGAGGACACACCGUUAUAAUACAAAACAGUCACCAGGGGACAUAACUCUACAAAUUACUGCAACCUGUCUCCCUGGUCUUGAGAUGGGCUCCCUACAUACAUUAGUCAGCCUUGGACUCGUCGUUCUGUCCACAACUUUCGGUGCCUGUCAAAACACUACAUCAUCCGCCACCACAGAUAACAUCACAACUCUUGGAUCCACCAUAACUACCGGAAACAGCACUGGAUCCGCCCCUUCGAUCACUUCCGGUGCCGUGUCAACAGCUUCAGUCAUAACACAGAACAUCAGUACAUCUGUACCCAUCACUACCGUCACCACUGCGCAUGUCACAACGGAAGACUUUACGCCCCACUUUUCAAUUCUUCCCGCCAACAAGACUUCCACCAUUAGAUCCACCCAUGGACCACCCAGCUCUACCACAAAGCCCGGAUUUGACGGUGCUUCGUUCGGCGGGGGGAUCGGCGCGGGGAUGGGGAUUUUUCUGCUGUUAUUGUUCUUUGGAAUACUUAUCGUGACCAUGAGGAGAAAGAUGCAAGGUCCUAACUAUGAAGUGUUGUAAAAAACAGUCCAGCCUUUAAUAGAGAUACUGUUUCUGAUUCAUUCCAUUUCACUGUAAUUUUUUAAAAGUUCAUAUAGAGAUAUAUUUCUUUAUGCACGCAAUAAUUUUACACGGAUCUAGACAAAAUGGUUUCACUUGGAGAUUUUCCGCCGUAUUCAUAGAACAUCCGCUAAGGAACUUUUUUAAGGAAGCAAUUUUUCAUAUUUACAAAUCAAACCCUAUCAGAGCGGAGCCUUAGUGAAUACUUCAAUAUGGUGCUUUGAUCUUCUGGAUGACUCAUAGACAAUAAACAUUAUGCC
Molecule: messenger RNA, 863 nt
Organism: Magallana angulata
Lineage: Eukaryota; Metazoa; Mollusca; Bivalvia; Ostreida; Ostreidae
Exons: 2
Coding region: 88-564 (158 amino acids)
Source: RefSeq, a predicted model, not a curated record